Anisakis simplex (herring worm) is the source of this 318-nucleotide messenger RNA. The record is from the annotation of a GenBank genome assembly. NCBI's taxonomy places the organism in Eukaryota, Metazoa, Nematoda, Chromadorea, Rhabditida, Anisakidae.
AUGGGUUAUCGUUCAUCAUCACUACAAAAUUCUGGUUGUGCUGUCGUGUCGGUUAAUAAGAAAUUGCCAUCAUUUACCAUUUGUGGUCAAAUCGGAAAAGCAUAUUCUGGAUUAGCAGAAGUGCUGCUGGUGAGAAGGGACAGAAAAAAUUUGAGUGCUCUGAGGAUUCUGUCCACUGAAUUCAUCGAUUAUGAGCAAAUUAAAAAAGAAGUUUGGUUACUAAGAUGGCUUUCGCAUGCGAAUAUAAUCGCAUUCGAAUGCGCAUUCUCGGUAAAUACCGAUAUUUAUGUUCUGUCUCCAUUUUACGAUCUAGGUUAA